This is a messenger RNA of Gaeumannomyces tritici R3-111a-1, 300 nucleotides long. RefSeq lists its product as hypothetical. The record is from RefSeq and is a predicted model, not a curated record. The transcript has 2 exons. The annotation marks the transcript as partial. NCBI's taxonomy places the organism in Eukaryota, Fungi, Ascomycota, Sordariomycetes, Magnaporthales, Magnaporthaceae.
UUUAACGUUAAAAGUUUUGCUGCUUUUCCAAAUGCUAGGUUUUGGGCGUUAUUUGUAUCGGUUAUUAGCAAAUCCAAUCUUUUCGAACCUUUUAAAUUUGCUUUGCCAAAAACGGUAAUUUUUCGAUUUGUUAAAAAUUUAACGAAUGCUUUUAAGGCUUUUUUAUUAAAGUAUUUUAAGCGUGCCAAGCUUAAACCCGGAAAGGAAAAGUUUACCGCUAUAAUAACGGUGUUCGAACAUAAACUUAAAAAUCCAAGUUUGGAUUCGAUCGUUGGAAACGGUUUAAAAUGCUUUUUUUAA